AUGGCUACCUCCGCUAGAGCUGAAGUUGGCCGCUCUUCCAUUUCAACGGUAUCCACGACCUUUUCAUUCACCCUAAGCAGGAAGCCUAGUAGUGUCUCUCUCGCAGAACGGGACGCUGCCGUAUGCUCUACCACCAACUCUCAUCGAAAGACAUCAUUUCUGGAACGAGUCUUCAAUCACCCUCUUUCGUCAAAACAGUCUCUCGACAGCCUUGUUGACAGUAACUGUAAUUCGCUCAAAGCAAAGUAUGGCAAGACUAGGGCACUAUUAGGCAAAGGAUCUAGUGCCAGUUGCUAUGUAGUCAAGCGCCCUACAGAUGACAAAACCUUUGCUGUCAAAGAGUUCAGGAAACGCAAGGACGGAGAAUCUGAAAAGGAAUAUCAGAAAAAGCUCACUGCUGAAUACUGUAUUGGAACACUCCUACAUCACGAAAAUAUUAUAGAAACUAUAGACAUCAUAUUCGAAAAGGAGAAGGCAUACGAAGUCAUGGAGCUCUGCACUGGUGGUGACUUGUUUGAAGCUAUACAAGAGAACACCAUGUCAAUUGCCGAAAUCAACUGCUGUUUUGCUCAGUUGCUUCACGGCGUGGAUUAUCUACACAAGAUGGGUAUUUGUCACAGGGACUUGAAACCUGAAAAUUGUUUAUUUGACUCCAAUAAUCAUCUCAAAAUCAUCGACUUUGGUUCCGCAGAUGUUGUCAAGUCUCCAUUUGAUAAAGUCUGCAGGAAAUCUUAUGGACGAUGUGGCAGUGGACCCUAUAUGCCACCAGAAGAACUCUCGGAUGCAACCUAUGACGGAACAAAAGCAGAUAUAUGGGCUUGCGGUGUGAUUUACUUGGCCAUGGUGUUUCAAAGGUUUCCUUGGCAGACAGCCUCUCCCACUGAUGCAAACUUCAAGGCCUAUGUAUCUGCCAAGUGUCAGUGCAAGUUCUUUGAUCGCCUCGCAGAUGGACCCAAGAAUAUCAUCAAGUCAAUGCUGGAUCCAAACCCAGAUCUUCGACCCACUAUUGCUGAGAUUCUCGAAAAUCCUUGGAUAAGAUCAUUGGUCGUAUGUGAAGCUUGUGGUGGUCGAGAUGCUAGUGUUAUGCAUCAUCAUGGAAAGCAUGGAGUCAACAAAACAAUGACAUUCCUGUCGCAGCCAACGCCAGUCAUUCCAAAUGAUUCUGCUCAAAAACUACUACGAACAUGCAACAACUGCUACAUCAGCAAGCUGAGUUGUGAUAGAGGACUACCGAUAUGUGCAGCAUGCCAGCGGAGAAAGAGAACUGAUUGUCGCUAUCCAGAGAUUGCUCCAUCCAAGAUUGCUGCAUCCACCAGACUCAGGAGAGGUACCCGGAACGAAUACAUCCAGACCCUAGAGAAUCAGUUGAGACGCUCUGAGGAACAACUAAGAGAGCUUCUUCAAGGAUAUGAGCUUCGAUUGCAACAGCCUUAUGCUGCCUUCGGCAGUUCUAGACAAUCAGUCCAACCGGUGGACUCGCCGUGGUCACAACCACAUACAAAGACAGAGCCAGCACCAUCAUAUAAACCAGUCUAUGAUGCACCUGCACCUCCGUAUGUUCCGACACGCCCACCACCACCAGGUUCUCACUUUUUCUUUGAUCCUGCCGAAUUUGUAUCACCUGGUCGAGGACCAAGACACUUCUACCCAGACAUGAAUCUACCAUUUGAUGCCAUAGAAGGAUUGGUCGAGGACUUUUUUUGUGGUCAAACUACUAUCGUUCGCAGUAUUCAUAGACAAACGUUUUUGGAAUCUUUCUAUGCUGGUUAUGUAUCUCUUGCAAUCUUGAACGCAAUGGCAGCUAUCUCCGCAAGAAUGUCAAAGCAUCCGGCCGUAUGGGGAAUGUGUCCUGACCCGUAUCAGAAGGGGGUGAGAGCUGCCUCACACGUCGUAGGAGAUCCAUUCUACAAACGGGCACGUGAUAUGGUAUUCAGCACAAUGGAUCGACCAUCUUUUCAUGUAUAUAUUGCACUGAUGUUGAUUGCUGAGUACUCUGCUUCACGAGAAUCUACGCCAUAUGUAGCAUCACAAGCGGUAUUAUGUGCGAAUAGGAUUGGACAUUCGAUGGCUCUGUCACUAGAUAUUGAUCCAGACUACUUGACUCACAUGAAUUAUAGUGGACCAUUGCCAGUUACUUACGUCGCGAAGGAUAUGCGAAGGAGGCUUUGGUGGGCCAACUAUUUGUAUGAGAUCAACUUGACCCUCUUUGGGCAAGCUGAUCCAUCUAAUGAAAUAUCGACAAUAUUGGCACCUCCAUCGCCUCUACCAGUCAAAACAUCGUCCGCGUCAUCCACUGAAAGUAAUAGCAGUAGUAGUAGCAGUCAUAGGAAUAGCCCUUUAGGAUCAAACUCGGAAUCAUUGUUGCCAAGUCUGCCAGGUCCAGAAGCCGACUUUCAACGAAGCUUCUGGAGCGAUUUGUAUCCGCCUCCUACUAUCAACGGACAUGUACUACCACCAUUCUCAUCGCUGGGCUUGGAUAAUGGUCGUCGAUCAUUUUCUAGGCCUACGGGUCCUCCACCAUAUGACGCGCAUGGUGCCAUAGGAUAUCAACCACAUCCCUCAUCAGUUGGUAACGUCAACACACCCUAUGAUAAUAGUAUCGUCAACACGCCCUAUAACAAUAACAAUGGUAGAAAUCAUCCGAUAAAUUAUAAUCACCAUAUGGGAGGUAUGCCUCCUCCCGCUCCUAAUUACUCCUAUCCGAAUUCGACAAUGAGCCCUCAAGCGUCACCACGACCACCUAGUCUGCCAUUAUCUCCACGGUCGCACUCAACACCAUCACUUCACGCAUACCGUGGACUACCACCGCAUCCGUCUGCAACAGGCCCACCGCCAAGUACUAAGCAAUUGAACAAUGACCAAACACGAUCUUGGCCCGAUGGGUAUCUAAAUUUGUUGCAGUUAUACAAACUCAUCCACCACGGACUGGAUAUAAAUGUAGAGAAGCAAAGGUUGAAUAGGAAGUUUCCUACCAGCAAGGUAGUGAAUGGUGAAGAGGCUACUGAGAGAGCAAUGUUGGCUAUUCAGUUGGAUGAGAGGACUGAUAAACUGAUUUCGAGCAUACGAAGUUGGUUGAACUCUGUACCGGAAAGUGUAUAUGAGUUGACUUCAGAUCCAAGUCAAAUCACGAGUGAUUGUGGUAGCACCGUCAAGCCGUCAUUCAUGUAUUUGCAUUCUAUCAUGCUUGGACACUCUAUCCUCAUGUGGUUGUAUCUACGAUCGGAACAACAACUUCAAACGAGUUAUAUGAAAGCGUCUCGAUUAUCGCCACAACACCAAUCCUAUCAACCAGUUUCCAAUAUUAUACAACUCACGUCACCGCAGGGAACAUCACCUCCUCCCAAUACAUCAUCAUCGGGGCACUAUUCAGCACCACCGUCUCAGUGUGUCCCUGAUCCAAGACAUGCACCGCCACCAAGACCUGUAUCAGAGUUCUUGGAUCAAAAGCAACAAAACGAACAACAAUACAAGGAAAGGCAGCAACAGAAACCAAACUUUCAACCAACAGCACCACCCUAUAUGGCUCCUCAAUCACCACCCAAAGUAAAGAAUGAACGAGGAGUGUCGGCUGCUGUUGCUGCAUCACUAGAGUCUGCUUGGAAGGUGUCUUGUAUACUGGAGGCCUUGAUGAUGCGAGACAUGUAUUUGAAUGUGUCGCUUGGUCCUGUGGCUAUUUGGACUAGUACGUUGGCUGCUCAUACGUUCUGGAGGUGCUUGAAUGUGGAACCUGCGCAAUGUCGUGAAGGCAUGAGGAGGGCAAUGAAGGCUACGAGAUUCCUAUCUAGCAAAUGGGCACUAGGAGAAAAGGCAUACCAAGUAAUGCUCUCACUCACGUCCAAAUCUCCUGGCUUUACUCGGGAAGAGCUUGAAUCGUUUUAG
This is a messenger RNA of Synchytrium microbalum, 3879 nucleotides long. RefSeq lists its product as uncharacterized. The record is from RefSeq and is a predicted model, not a curated record. Gene Ontology annotation, biological process: regulation of DNA-templated transcription; protein phosphorylation; intracellular signal transduction. Gene Ontology annotation, molecular function: protein serine/threonine kinase activity; ATP binding; zinc ion binding. The transcript is spliced from 16 exons. NCBI's taxonomy places the organism in Eukaryota, Fungi, Chytridiomycota, Chytridiomycetes, Synchytriales, Synchytriaceae. The coding region runs from base 1 to 3879 and encodes 1292 amino acids.